Molecule: messenger RNA, 495 nt
Organism: Dibothriocephalus latus
Lineage: Eukaryota; Metazoa; Platyhelminthes; Cestoda; Diphyllobothriidea; Diphyllobothriidae
Source: the annotation of a GenBank genome assembly
AUGACUGAUGUGAGCUUUCAUCUGGAGGUGCGACCUCGAGAUACCUCUUCUCGACCCCAGUACUUAGUUGUUGCUAGGCAUGUUUAUCCACCGAUCUUGGACGUGCAAGACGAUGGGCGCGGCGAGGUCUUUUGGGCUGUGGUUCCGCCGAACACAGACAUCUACGAUUCGAAGGAUCCAGCCGGAGACGACUGGGAACGAGCCUUCACCUUCUUCCUCAGCAACACACAAUUCUCACGAGGCAAACAACUCGCAGACAGACUUUUCAAGCACCAGAUGUUGACGGCCAAACAGCUGAGCCACUUUUACGUUGGCUACCGUCAACUGUCCGACGUGGAAGUGAACAGUUAUACAGCGGAGAAACCACCGCCCCGACCUUAUCCCUUUCAAGAUCAGAUAAAUGUGACCCUAGAGCUGCGAUCCUUCCUCUCUUCCUGCGCGUUCCUUCAAUCUGGUAGCAGGUCCUGGGAGACGUAUGGAUGCAACGUGAGUUGA